AUGUCCAAUUUCCACGACCCGCUUUCGGUAGCUUUGCCCUACCAGUUCCAAACUCAGGACGACUACCCGACGGAAAUUGUUGCUCGCAGAUUCCAGGCGUGGCGUUCCAUUUUGAAGGACUUGAUUGCUUACCUUAGGCUGUAUGCGUCGGUCCAGGAAGAGAUCUUGAGACAACAGGCCCGCUUGCAGCAAGCUGUGGGCACUUCCACCACCGUGGCGUCUUCCAGCGGCUCAACCUCUGUUGGAAGGGCUGGAAGCAAUCCCAAUAAGGAUAAGAGGUGGCAGGACGACCUCCAGGCUAUCAACGAGUUCUUCUUGCCCAUCGGCAACGGCUCAAUUCAAGAUAUCCCCACGAUUCUAACGCAGUUUCAUCAGAAAAAUAUCGAAAACGGAACGAAAACUUUGAAAGAAAUCCAGUCGGUGAUCAUUCCUAAGUUGGAGGAGUUUAGAAAAGAUUUGGUGCUCAAGAUCAAGGAGAUCAGGAAAUUGCAGAACGAUUUCAAGAAUACCCUUGCGCGUGACCUACAAGACUCCAGUUCUCUUUUGAGUAAAUUCUACCAUGCAAUCGAUAUUGCCAAUCGUCACGAGUUGAUGACUGCGUCGGGUGAGCCUGUUGGCCACUCUCACGACUCCCACAAUGAGCUUGAUUCCACGAAAAGAGACCCCUACUUGGUGAAGCUUAAGCUCAAAGAGCAGCUCAACAGGCAGCUUAAUGAAGAGCGCUAUCUCUACGACGCAUACGCAAACUUGCAGACUUCUUCCCAGAAGCUAGAAGAAAUUGUGUUUGAAGAAGUCCAACUGUGUCUCUUAAUUUUUUUGAACCUUGUUCAAAACGAGCAUUCAACUAUUCCAAACUUUCUUGUGCCAAGUUUCACCGAGGGUUUCCUCGCCAAGGAGAAGCUGUUUGAGUGGAACUCAUUCAUUGACCGUAACUUGCCAAAAACGUCGUCUAUUUCGAAAAAUCUUCUGUCUGGAAGAUUCAUUGAUUUAUCAUUUCCAGCCAGAAAGUUGCCAGACUUAAACAUCCCUCACUUCAAUUCCUUGGUCAACGUUCCGAUUAGAGAAGGAAUCCUCGAAAGAAGGUCAAAGUUUUUGAACAAAUACUCUAGCGGUUGGUAUGUCUUGACUUGCAGCUACCUCCAUGAGUUCAAAACGAAUGACAGAAAGCGUGAUCCCCACCCGGUGAUGUCCCUUGCAUUGGACACAUGUUCUGUCGACAAGCAUACUAAAAAGGACGACUCGAAGCUGUUGGGCUCUUACAAAUUUAUCUUGUACUCCAAACAGCAAAAUGGUAUCAUACAUAGGGGUCACAACUGGUCAUUUAAGUGCAGCACGUACGAUGAAAUGAUCCUGUGGUUCAAUGAUAUCAAGCAGCUUACCCAAUUAGCAUCUCCUAGUGCAAGAGCCAAGGCUUUCAGCAAAGUUCUUCAAGCAAAGGUGGACGAGAUCAACAAUAAGAGGUUAUCGAGAACAUCCAGCGUUCUUUCUGCUCAGACUGGUCCUGGUGCCCGGUCCGUGAAGUCUAACGCUACCAAUGUUUCGAGAGCUCGCAACGCGUUGAGUCCAUCACAGUCUUUGAGAUCUAAAGCAAUGUCGCAUAGUGCUUCCGCGGCUUCAACUGGCCAGAAUCAGCGCUUGUCAUCGACUUUUUCUCAAAAGAACUAUCAUCAAUCUCCUAAGCUUACAAACUUGAUUAACAGUGAUGGCACUAUUGUUACUCCCGUUGACACAAAUCAGGGAGACAAUUACAAGCAACAGGAGCAUGGUGAUACUACCCUCACAGGCCAGACAAGCGAGUUCGGACACGAUAAAAAUCCCGACAAUACCAAUGAUCAAUAUUCUCAGUACGUGAACCCUGCGGCGUCCAUACCGAACGGGACCUCAUCAGCAAAUCCUCAGGGAACACCCCAGCAAUUCAUUCCUCAAAACUAUCAAUAUUACUUUAGUCAGGUGAAUCCGCAACCCCAGCAACAGCAAUUUUAUGACCCUGUUACGCAGCAGUUCUUCACUAUAAAUGCCAUACCUGCGUCUCAAGUACCAGGUGGUCCUCAGGGACAGUCAUCACAACAGCUGCAAACGGGGCGUACCCCUGUUCAGGGCCAGCCAAUGCCUCAGUAUUUCCCACUGUCCCCACAGACGCAACCACAGGCACAAUACUUCCCAACAUCGCCUAGCUUCCAGCCUCAAAUAAUUUAG
This is a messenger RNA of Candidozyma auris, 2196 nucleotides long. RefSeq names its product phosphatidylinositol 4,5-bisphosphate-binding protein (gene SLM2). Lineage: Eukaryota; Fungi; Ascomycota; Pichiomycetes; Serinales; Metschnikowiaceae. Bases 1 to 2196 code for a protein of 731 amino acids. The record is from RefSeq and is a predicted model, not a curated record. The transcript has a single exon.